This is a messenger RNA of Eucalyptus grandis, 744 nucleotides long. RefSeq names its product 60S ribosomal protein L26-1. Lineage: Eukaryota; Viridiplantae; Streptophyta; Magnoliopsida; Myrtales; Myrtaceae. Gene Ontology annotation, molecular function: RNA binding; structural constituent of ribosome. The coding region runs from base 67 to 507 and encodes 146 amino acids. Gene Ontology annotation, biological process: ribosomal large subunit biogenesis; cytoplasmic translation. Gene Ontology annotation, cellular component: cytosolic large ribosomal subunit; ribosome. The record is from RefSeq and is a predicted model, not a curated record. The transcript has a single exon.
CUUGAUCCUUUCAGUUGCCAGACUCCAGAAACCCUAGCAAGACAGAGAGCGAGGGAGAGAGCGAAGAUGAAGUACAACCCUCGCGUCACCAGCUCCCGCCGCAAGAACCGGAAGGCCCACUUCACGGCGCCGUCGAGCGUCCGCCGCGUCCUGAUGAGCGCGCCCGUGAGCUCCGACCUCCGGGCGAAGUACAGCGUGCGGUCGAUGCCGGUGCGCAAGGACGACGAGGUCCAGGUGGUCCGCGGCACUUACAAGGGCCGCGAGGGGAAGGUCGUCCAGGUCUAUCGCAAGAAGUGGGUCAUCCACAUCGAGCGCAUCACUCGCGAGAAGGUCAAUGGGUCGACCGUGAACGUGGGGAUCCAUCCCUCGAAGGUCUUGAUCACGAAGCUCCGGCUCGACAAGGACCGCAAGUCCCUGCUCGAUCGCAAGGCCCAGGGACGCGCUGCCGCUGACAAGGACAAGGGGACCAAGUUCACGGCCGAGGAUGUCAUGCAGAACAUCGAUUAAGGGAGAGAGAUGGACAGUGAGGAAGGCCCUUUUUACUCAUUUUGUUGUCCAUUCGGCGAUAAUUUUCGUUGUGUUCUUACUUCAAAAGAUUAUUGGCUGUUAUAUCCAAGGAUUUUGCUUUAGAUGUCUGGAAUACCCUGCUUUUUUUUUUUAAAUCUACGAACCAGAUGGGAUAUUCUGUCUCCUACGUUAGUAUUUUGUGCCGAUUCCGUGUGAUUGCUUUGCUUCUUUCGUUAU